Penaeus vannamei (Pacific white shrimp) is the source of this 5137-nucleotide messenger RNA. RefSeq names its product acid sphingomyelinase-like phosphodiesterase 3b. NCBI's taxonomy places the organism in Eukaryota, Metazoa, Arthropoda, Malacostraca, Decapoda, Penaeidae. The record is from RefSeq and is a predicted model, not a curated record. Gene Ontology annotation, molecular function: phosphoric diester hydrolase activity.
CCACGAACGACUUGUUGCUCUCUCAGGGGACAACAAAGCAAGAUCUACGACGUCACUGAUGUUGGCAGCAUAAUUUCAUUUCUCACCCGUGUUGUGGGAUAGCUGCCAACAAACCAGGACAAGGAAGCGACCGAGAAAGAGCAGUCAAGCAAUGGCGGAAUGGGCGGAAAGAGCAAUGAGAGCCGUGUUAUGGGCGGGAAUGGCUGGGAUGGUGGCCUCCCUCUCUCUGGAAAGAGCUCUCACCCCCAAGGGAAACGGAGGAAAAUUCUGGCAGAUCACAGACAUACACUGGGACCAACAGUACAGUGAAAGUGGGGACCCAGCCAAGAUGUGCCAUGAUGAAUACCAAGUCUCAGAUUAUCAUAAUGGAGCGUAUGGAAAUUACUUGUGCGACUCUCCUUGGAAACUUGUCAAAAGUUCCUUACAGGCAAUGACAAGGAUACAUCCUUUGCCUGAGUUUGUACUGUGGACUGGAGAUAAUGUGCCCCAUACAAAUGAUCCAGAACCCGAUUUUUCUGUUAUAUUCCGCACCGUCAGCAACAUCACCAACGAGCUUAGGACAGCCUUUCCAGAGAACAUACCUAUCCUCCCAGUGCUAGGGAACCAUGAUGCUUUUCCAAAGGACGACUUUCCAGUAGCGGGUGAGAGCUUUUACGGACAGUACUUAACAAGGGGGGGCUGGGCAGCAGUCUUACCACAGGAUGCACAGGAAGACUUCAAGAAAGGUGGCUACUAUGAAUACAUAUUACCAUCGGGUGUAACUGUUCUGGUAGUGAAUACAAACCUGUAUUAUGCCAAUAACCAAUUGGGCACAAAGGCAAUUGAUCCAUGUGGCCAAUUUGCAUGGUUGGAAGAGAAACUGGAAGGAGCACAGGACAGGUCUUCAAAGGUGAUCAUAGCUGCUCAUGCUCCUCCUGGCUAUUUUGAAAGGUUUGCUGUGAUACCCUUCUUCAAUGCCACUUACAACUCUGACUACAUCAACCUCCUAAACAAGCAUGGUAAAGUUAUCAUGGCACAGAUCUAUGGUCAUGAACAUACUGACAGCUUCAGGAUAUUUGCCUCAGAUAGUGGUGAGCUCCAGAGUGUAGCAUUCCUUGCCCCAUCAGUGACACCUUGGUACCCUAAACCAGUCCCUGGAGGUACAGCAAUUAACCCCUCCCUCCGUCUCUACACACAUGAUACUUCAGAUAUCCUGGACUACACUCAGUACCACUUGAACUUGGGUGAUUUAAAUGAUAUUCCAAAGGAAGAGAAUGGUAGUACAGUUGCCUCAAAGAUGCCAGAAUGGUCAGUUUUCUAUCAUGCUAGGGCUUCUUAUGGGCUAGAGAAGUUGGAUGUAACAAACAUGGCUGGCCUGUACAAAGAGCUUUCCACCAAUGAUAGCCUGUUUCAGCAGUAUUAUCUGAGAAAUUCUGCAGGUUACAACAAUGGUGUCUGUGACAUUGAUUGCAAACGUAACCACUUAUGUGCAAUAGGCCACAUAAAAAUUGAAGAUUUAAACAGUUGUAUGGGCUUCAAUGAUACCACUCCCGGUCCUGACACAUAUGAAUCUACGACGUCACUUUACCCAGAGCCAGUCCAAAGUUUCAUCCUUGAAGAUGGAUCGCCAGUCAGUGCAGACAACUUUGACGAUAAUUCAGAUGGCACCUCACAUCUGGUGAUCAUUAUGGUGGCCCUUGGCAUGACUCUCAUGGUUGUCCUUGCAGUUACUCUGGCAGCCAUGUUGGUGAUCAUAACCCUGCAGAGGAAGAGUGUUUUAAGGAGAGAAGGAUCCGUUCCAGUAUCUGAGCUCAGCUGGGGACUGCGGCAACAAGGGUACAAGCCAUUUUAGAACUAUUUUGCAGAAUUUUAGAAAUGGAUUUAUACUUGUGAUAGAUAAUGUGAUAAAAUAGACAACUAAAGGUUGGUUCAUGCAAUUUAGUAUACUUUUUAUUGAAGAGAGGGUUUUAUGUUAUUUUUACUUAAAUUUCAGUUUUGUUACAAGACAACCAAAAGUAAAGUUGGUCAAAAGCUACUGAAUUACCUCCCAUGAUUAUUAAAACACUGUAAUUCAAGUGGAAGCUGCAUGCGUUCUUGUAAGAGGGGUAAAUGUGAAAGAUCUGGAAUAAGGCUGUUUAAUACGAUUUCAACAUCUCAAGUUCCUUCUUUAACAAGGAUAUUAACAUUAUUUAUUAUCAUCUAACAAAUUAACAUUUUGAUGGCAUUUUGAUGCCAAAGUUAGGUUGUAAACCAGGCUGUAGAUUUAUUAUUGAUAUCAGGGUAAGAGAGCCUCUUAUCUUUUUUUGAGCCUUUGCAUUUCUAGAACUCGGUUGCUCAUUUAUAGUAAUGAGCGAGGUGUUUUUUUUUUAUUAGACUUGCAUUAUAGUCAUUUGUUACUUCAAGGAAAGCUGUUACAGCUGCAUACUAAUCAGAUCAGCUCAGUCAACCAUUAUUUUUGUAGUAAUUUAUUAUAUUUUUCAUAUAAAUUGUGUAUUCCUUUUUUAUUAGAUUUUUUCCCAUGGUAUUGCUCAGUCUUGAAAGAGACUUAAAGAGUAUCAAUUUACAAGAUUAUAGAUCUAAAGAAAAUGCAGAACAUUUUGAAAGGAGCUCCAUGGUUUGUGUAAAAUGUUCUGGAAAUAUGAGGAAAAAGUUUAAGAGUGAAGUCAGAAAUAUUAGUCACUAAAUUAUGCUCAGUAUGAUAGGAAACAUUCAGAUAUGUUGAAAAAUGGCAAAAUCAUUCUUUGGGAACUGUUUAUGUAAUGUUAUAUAGUUUUUCCACCUGUUAACCCAGUGCCGCUGGGUAAGAGUUUGGCAAGUGGACAUGAUAACGGGAUUGUUGGUGCGCAUUGGUAGUUUCCCCUGUUUGCGCCCGGCGCGUUUGGUAGUUUGCGAGCAACAUUAGGCACCUAAAAGCUUUUUUUUUUGCUAUAAUUUAUAAUGAUAUUACAAAUCUUAAGGUUUGCCUUCAUUUUAGGUGCUAUUGCCUAAAAGCUUUACCAUAUAUAUGACGCCGCUACUAUCGGAGAAAAACAAACUCCACCCAAUGAGCUAAUCGCACAGGGAUGGUCAUGAUACGAUACCAUCUGUUUUUCAGUCAACAACAGCCAUGGCAUGUAUGUACAUGCCACUUGGUGGCAAGUGGUUAAAAAAAGUGAGAUGAACCAAAAAAAAUUAAUCCCUAAAGGAAGCAAAGAUUGUAGAUAUACAUAUUCACAGGAUGGGGAUUCUUUUUUUUUUCAUCCUCUAAGGAUCAGUGUAAAACAUUGCAAUAGCAGCAAAGGAAAUUAUUCCUAGAUUCUCAUUUGAUAUGAACUUAUUCAAUAAAAUAAUAUUAUACAAUAAUAAAUGUAUUCGGUGUUCAGUACUAAGGGAAAAGCAGUGGUGCUUAAAAGUUUCUUAUGAAAUUUCUUGAUCAGUUGAGUGCACUUCUGAGUGUUCUCUUUCUUCACUGUGCUAGUCAGUACCAUAUUCGUAAUCUCAAUGUAUAGGUGUUAUUCUCAUCACAGAAGACCAUUAUAACAUAAACCUUUAGUUAUGGAAUCACCAUAGGUUUCAGGUGAAGGUGUUUAAUGAUACCUUAGGGAGUCAUGUUGUCAUUGAAAAAUAUGAAAAAAGGUUUGUUAUGCAUAUUAUUACAGCUGCACUACUGACUCGUGGAUCAUUGGAGAGUAUUUUGACGGAUGCUAGGAUUUUUCAGGGUGCUAGCUAAGUAAUGUGUUUGUGCAUUUCAGUAUGGCAACGACAGAUAAUGCUUUUAUGUGGUGUAUGAGUACAUUACAUGAAUACAGGUUUUAGAUCACCCCAAUCAAAGCACUAUAAAAGGAAAAAACUCCUCUGUCCCAUCACGAUCAAUGUUAGAUUUUUAGUUAUGUUGAGCAUUGAUGUGCAAAACACUUUCAUGGGCUACUGUGCAAAUAGAACAGUUAUUUUUGGCUUCUUUUGGCUUAAAAGUACAGCACCAGUGACCUACCACCCUUAUUCAUAAAUGUUUCAGUGUAUGACGCAUUUCAAGGAUGUAUUGAAGCAGAACAUGUCAUUUAUUUCUUCAGUACCAUUUAUUUUUUAACAUUAACUGUUAUUGCUUUAUGUAAUAGUUUGUUUAUCUAUUGUUAUUUAUUUAUUGUAUUAGAGAAGACUAACUGCAAAGUGAGCAAGGAGGCUUAAAUAAAUGAAGAAAGUCAAAGUAGAAUUUUUAAAAUAAUGAGUAAAUUUCAUUGAUUUUAUGAACAGUAUGCCAUUCUAAUGAAGAUUUUUAUGGGAGACUAACUGUGAGAAAUGCAAAUUCAGGGUUGUGAAGUCUUGAGGAGUUCAUUAAGUGAGGGUCAAGUAUACUGUCAUGGCUUUUGCAUUUAUCCUCUUGAUUUUAUUACCAAACAAAAUUUCAUAGUGUAGCCUACUUUUUGUGAGUAAAUUAGUUGCUUGCAAAACUCAUAUAUUAUAUCAAAUUUGUUAAUAUUUGCGUGCAAUGAUACAUUUCACAUGCUUCAUGUGGCUGCAGAAAGGAUCAGCCAUUUUAAUCCUUUGCCUAGCCAAUAUUGCAAGUCACUUUCUGCCUGCGAGAGGGAUCUCUUCUUAUGCUUCUUCUAAAAGACAAUGCACAGCAAAUGGUACAGACUAAUACAAUCAAGAUGAAUAUUCGACAGGGCAUGUGCAAUGCUGUUGACAGUAUGGUGUGACAGGUUGGAAAGGUGGACUCCUCUUAGUGAUACAUAAAUUUCCAAAUUUUCAGGGUUGCCUAUUUUUAUGGCAUAUUCUUUCUUGAUAAGUAGGAAAGCCAGGUGAAGAGGGAGGGAACUUUCAUAGAGUUGAUGAUGACUUGUUAGUGAGCAUUUCUAGAAACCUAGAUUUUAUAUGAUUUUAUAUUGUGAGAAAUAAAUAGGUGGGGGGGGAGGGAUAGAUUUUAUUUUUAUCACAGUAUUAUUAUUGCUGAGUUUUCCUCUUACUGAAAAGAUUCAGAAAUUAUAUAAAAUGAUUAGAGAGUUUAAUUUACAUUUCUGUACUCAAUCAUUUUAAAAGAAACACAGGAAAUUUAUAUUUGUCUGCAUUAAAUUAGUCUUGUACAUCCAUGUUGCAAAGAUAUGUAAUUCUUCUUAUGCAAAUGCAAAAGGGGUUUAUUAUGCAAUAUAUGUAUUUUUCCAGAAGUAAAAAGCAAAUCCUG